AAAGAGGAAAAAGUCAUAAGUGAGCUUAGUUUGACGGAGAUGUGAUCUCAUCUUCCAAAAAGCUUACGGUUGCAAAUGGUCGGUGGCUGCUCUUCCCUGUCUUAUUCCUCCUCUUCCACUUUCAUUGCCACUACUACUACUUUGUCUUCUUCCCUUAAACUCAAUCCACAAAGCUUCAUUUUCCAUUUAAAUCUGAGAAAGCCUCCACCUUUAAGGUGUCUGAGCUCACUAACGAUGGAAUCGCCGAAACCCAUUCUCGAUUUCGAAAAGUUCGACGAUGGGUUUGUUCAGAAACUGGUCUACGAUGCUCUCGUUUGGUCUUCCCUUCACGGCCUUGUUGUCGGUGACAAAACUCAUCAGAGAUCAGGAACAGUUCCAGGGGUUGGGAUGAUGCACGCCCCCAUUGCAUUGCUACCGACUCCAUUCCCUGAAAGUUACUGGAACCAAGCUUGCGAAGUUGCUCCCAUCUUCAACGAGUUGGUUGAUCGUAUCAGCUUGGAUGGCAAGUUCAUACAAGAUAGUCUCUCCAGAACGAGAAAAGCUGAUGUCUUUACAUCUAGACUUCUUGAGAUACACUCCAAGAUGCUAGAGAGCAACAAGAGAGAGGAGAUUCGUUUGGGUUUACACCGGUCUGAUUAUAUGCUUGACGAGGAAACUAAGUCACUUCUUCAGAUAGAGAUGAACACUAUCUCGUGUUCCUUUCCAGGCUUUGGUCGUCUUGUUACCGAGCUACACCAGUCAUUGCUUAGAUCUCAUGGGGAUCAUCUUGGGCUAGACUCUAAACGUGUACCUAGAAAUGGAUCCACGAGUCAGUUCGCUGACGCAAUGGCUAAAGCUUGGUUGGAGUACAAUAACCCAAGAGCUGUAGUUAUGGUCGUUGUGCAGCCGGAUGAACGCAACAUGUACGAUCAACAUUGGCUAAGCAGUGUCUUAAGAGAAAAGCAUAAUAUAGUAACCAUCAGGAAGAGUUUAGCAGAAGUUGAAACCGAAGGACGUGUACAUGAGGAUGGAACCCUUACUGUUGCCGGCCAAGCUGUCUCUGUGGUUUACUAUAGAUCAGGCUAUACUCCCAGAGAUUAUCCGUCUGAAUCAGAGUGGAAUGCUAGGUUGCUUAUAGAGCAGUCCUCAGCUGUUAAAUGUCCUUCUAUAGCUUAUCACUUAGCUGGCACCAAGAAAAUCCAGCAAGAACUCGCAAAACCAGGUGUUCUCGAGAGGUUUAUGGACAACAAAGAUGACAUUGCUAAGCUGAGGAAAUGCUUUGCUGGGCUUUGGAGCUUGGACGAUCCAGAAAUCAUCAAGAAAGCUAUUGAGAAACCUGAGUUGUUUGUUAUGAAGCCUCAGAGAGAAGGGGGAGGUAACAACAUAUAUGGGGAUGAUGUGAGGGAGAAUCUUCUGAGGUUGCAGAGAGAAGGAGAGGAAGAAAACGCUGCGUAUAUCUUAAUGCAGAGGAUAUUCCCAAAAGUGUCAAACGUGUUCUUGCUGCGAGACGGUGUUUACCAUAAAGAUCAAGCUAUAUCAGAACUUGGAGUCUAUGGGGCUUACCUCAGCAAAUGGAAACUGUGUAGGAACAAGGAGAGAGUUAUAAUAAACGAGCACAGUGGUUAUCUGAUGCGCACAAAGGUGUCGUCAUCAGAUGAAGGUGGUGUUGCUGCUGGUUACGCCGUCUUGGACAGCAUUUAUUUGAAUUGAGACUUGGAUCAUCACAUUCAAUAAUCAUCCUAAUUAAUUCAUGUUUAUGCUGGUUCAUUUCCUUUUUCUUUAGUCUUCUUGCUUGCUUGUUAAAGAUUUGUGUAUUGAUUCAUGAAGAUCUAUAAGACAAGAGUAGACAAAGCUCUUCUAAACAAUUCUUCUUUAAGAUUUGUUAGAUGGUAUAUGUUUGUAAACUAGUUUACUUUAUGUAUGUAUCCACUGCAUACUAGUUUACAAACAUCUACACACAAAUACUUUACUUUUAAUUGAGAAUUAAAAUGUUAUAUUUCCAAA
Molecule: messenger RNA, 1983 nt
Organism: Brassica rapa (field mustard)
Lineage: Eukaryota; Viridiplantae; Streptophyta; Magnoliopsida; Brassicales; Brassicaceae
Product: glutathione synthetase, chloroplastic
Biological process (GO): glutathione biosynthetic process
Cellular component (GO): cytosol
Molecular function (GO): glutathione synthase activity; glutathione binding; ATP binding
Source: RefSeq, a predicted model, not a curated record